Molecule: messenger RNA, 375 nt
Organism: Pediculus humanus corporis (human body louse)
Lineage: Eukaryota; Metazoa; Arthropoda; Insecta; Psocodea; Pediculidae
Product: glycoprotein hormone beta-5 precursor, putative
Exons: 3
Coding region: 1-375 (124 amino acids)
Biological process (GO): G protein-coupled receptor signaling pathway
Cellular component (GO): extracellular region; cytoplasm
Molecular function (GO): hormone activity
Source: RefSeq, a predicted model, not a curated record
AUGGAUUCUUCAUUGGAUUGUAACAGACGAGCCUAUAGUCAUAGAGUAACACAAACUGAUUCCGAAGGGAGAAUUUGUUGGGAUACAAUUACUGUCGUUUCCUGUUGGGGAAGAUGCGAUUCUAACGAGAUUUCGGAUUGGAGAUUUCCAUAUAAACGUUCUCAUCAUCCGGUUUGCAUUCAUGGCGAAAGAAAACCUAAAACGGUUAUUUUAUCAAAUUGUGAUAAUGAUGUUGAACCAGGUACGGAAAUUCACGAAUUUAUGGAAGCAAUUUCUUGCGAAUGUUCGCUAUGUAAAUCAUCCGAAGCCAAUUGUCAGGGUGUUCGUUAUAAGGGAGAUGUUAAAAAAGGUGUUGACACUUACCACCGACGUUAA